AUGCCUUCCUUGAAGAGCUCUAAUCACUGGACUUUAUCUGAGUUUUUUGGGCAGCGGAGGCUGUUAGGGCUCGGAGCUCUGCUGGCAUGGCUUGUCCUCUUCCAUCUCCUAGUGAAUGUUUGGCUCCUCUGCAUCUUCACCAGUCUCUUGGUGGUCCUCGGGGGUUGGCUCGGGUCCCGUGCCAUACUGGAUGCAAACAGCCUUCUCCACUUGGAACAUUUUUUGCCACUUGGCACAAUUAAUCCACCACUGUAUUCACCCGAACAUGAGUGGAGGCUGAACCAUGAGAUCGACAGUGCUGUCCACAAAGCAGUGCGUGACUUUGUGUCCUCAUGGUAUCGUACUCUGAUGCCAGAGGUGGAGGGGGAGUUUGAACGUGCGGUGCGCAGUUCAAUGCUGGAGUCAGUGAUGGAGCUGAAGGAGCGUGCGCGGCGAGUGGACAGAAAAGCGUUGGUUCAACGGCUGCUAGAGCUGUACGGCUGUCACCUGCAGAGCUACAUGACGGCAAGACAGAUACAGUCAACGCAGGGGGAGGGCAUCAGCCUCUGGCAGCUCUAUAGCGAAGUGGAUGCUCCUCAUCCAGCUGUGAGCAGUGCAGCUGCUGAGCUCAGCUACUCAAGAGCUCUGGUGAACCUCGUCUUACAUGUGCUUGUUCCGUACCCUCAGAUGGAAACCAGGACUGGAGGUUACAUGGUUACAGAACUCAUCACCUGCAACGUGCUUUUGCCGCUCAUAAGCAGGGUUUCUGAUCCUGACUGGCUGAACCAGACCACUGUAGACAUAUUCACCAGGUCCAGAGAACCACAGGAAAUCAACGUGGACGAGCUCCCAGCAGCUGCAUUGUACACAUGUCAGACCCAGCAGGAGUCUUGGACCACCUGCAGAUCAUUGUCUUCUUCUGAACAAGCAGGCCUCACCAGCAAUAGCAGCUCUGACCUUGAUGAUCUGCAGAGCCAACAGACCAUCUUUGACAGGGACUCCUCACAGAGCAGCAUGGUUAGCUUGACGUCUGUGGAGAAGUUCGAAAGUUGCCACGCAGGUUUGCUCACACCGUGCAAAGUGAACUGCUGUUCGCUCACAUCUGGCCAUUACUCCCAGUCAUCAGAGUCCAAAAUGAUUUCACUGGACUCCCUAAUUCCAUCAGACUCAGAAGAUGACCUGACAGGAGGCUUUUGUGACUGUGGUCCUCCAACAAACUUCUGCAACGUGAACACUUUAAAGGACGACGAGGCCUUCGGCUGCUUCGGUCCUCUGAAAAAUCUUGGGCCGAAGGUGGUUGUGCCUGAGGACUCCCAGUGGCCAGCAGGUAUAGCGCAAGAGAAAUCCCCAUCUUGUUCUCCUAGAAGACUUCGUCUCACCCCCUACAACUUUGAUGCUCCCAGCAACCAAGCUGCACCUGUUCAUAUCCAGAAUGUACAAAUUUCAGGCACUGUCACUGCAAAGGAGCAGCGUGGCACUGGCACACAUCCCUAUACUCUCUACACUGUAAAGUUUGAGACCGUGGCUGAAGGAGAAAACAGUGCUACUCAGCAACCUGUGGCCUGUCACGCUGUCAACCGAAGAUACAGCGAGUUCCUCAACUUACAGACACGUUUAGAGGAGAAGCCUGAAGUUAAGAAAUUAAUCAAGAAUGUCAAAGGCCCAAAGAAAAUGUUCCCUGACCUUCCAUUUGGCGGUGCAGACAACGAGAGGGUUGAAGCCCGUAAAAACCAACUGGACACAUUCCUUAAACAAUUAAGCAGCAUUCCUGAGACAGCCAGCAGUGAGGACAUGCAGGAGUUUCUGGCUGUCAACACUGAUGUUUGCACAUAUUUUGGAAGAAAGCCUUUCGUCAAGUCAAGAAUUGAUAAGAUGAUGGAAAAUGCUUUAGAUACACUGAAGACAGCUUUCCCUCAUCCUGAGCCACUCAGUCCAACAGAGGACCUUGAGGGAGAUGCGGAUGGAAGAACGAUGGACAGCAGAAAGUACAGGAGGCUUAUGUUCCCAAGCAAAAUUUCACCAUCUCUCAAUAUACCUGACCUACAUCCUAAAGUGACAUACUGCUUCAGUGAAGAAUGCCCUGUUCUCAAUGGCAUGUCGCUGUCUGGCCUGGAGAACUUUGUCAAAGAGCAGGAAAGACUUUUAUGUGGACAGAAUGGGAAAGAGACAGCCAAGCACAGCUGUGAGCAGUCUAACAAAGACAAGAAGACUUCAGUGAAAACUCAUGGGACAGACACAGCUGUGGCAGAUGUUGCUUUGAACAUCUUGUGUCUGCUGAUGAAAGACCAGUGGAGUUGGCUGUGCACUGAGAACAUACAGAAGACCAUCAGGCUGCUCUUUGGCACCUUCAUUGAGAGAUGGUUGGAUGUAGGAGUUGCCUACCUUACCAGUGCCCCCUGCUGGGUGAUUUACCUACAAGUGCUGCAGGAAGCAGUGUGGCCAGGAGGCACGCUACCUGCUCAACCACGUCCAGAGCGUAGUGCUGCAGAAAGAGAGGAAACUAAGGAGCAAUGUCUGGACUGUUUAAUGCAGCUGCUCCCAGAGCUCAUCACUGACAUGCUGGGCAGUGAGAAGUACAAACUGACCCUGGAGACCAUGCUGGAGUCUUUGCAGGACCAUCAGAUAAACAAGCAUCUAAUUUACUGCAUCUGUGACCUGCUGCUGGAGUUUCUGAUCCCUGAGUCGUGUGACAAGGCCUUCCAGAGGUCUCUGCUGCAGAGCCUGGCUAAAGAUGCAGAGAGGGACAAUCCUCACACAUGAGCAGCACACGAUAACACAUUCAGAAGCAGUUGAUGGAUGAGGUGGAGUAUAUGCAUAUGAGGGUUGUGAUGAAUUCACAACCCUGGUAGUAACUAGAUUCUAUGGGGCGAUGAGACAGAACAGCAGCGGUCGUUACCUGAUUGGUCGCUUGUUUUUUGUGUAUCGUGUGUCAGUCACGUGGCUUCACCUGCCUUCAGUGAUUGUUGUACUGUAACUUUUAAGUUGUGGUUUAAAGUUUGAUUGACAUUAAGGAAACUUUGCACAAUGACAGCACUAAAACGACAAGCAGGUCAUUGGUAAACUGCAUACUUGUAAUGUGUUCUCUUGUGUUGAGCAGCCAGGGAGGUAGCGUUUUUCAGGUAUUUUGUUUUGAUAGUACAUUUCCACUUGUUUCUCCUGUGGGUUGAGGUGUCUACAUAAGACCAUAUUUUGUUUAAAUA
Messenger RNA from Toxotes jaculatrix (banded archerfish), 3179 nucleotides. RefSeq names its product sorting nexin 19a (gene snx19a). Gene Ontology annotation, molecular function: phosphatidylinositol binding. The record is from RefSeq and is a predicted model, not a curated record. Lineage: Eukaryota; Metazoa; Chordata; Actinopteri; Toxotidae. Gene Ontology annotation, cellular component: intracellular membrane-bounded organelle; early endosome membrane. The transcript has 11 exons. The coding region runs from base 1 to 2739 and encodes 912 amino acids.